ACGCGCAGCCACCACUGGUGUUUAAAGCAACUUUGCACAAAACACUAAAGUGAGUGAAAGAAGGAAAUGGAGGAAGACAACCUUUCCCUGGUCUUACACAGUAAAGGCGAUCUAAGGCUGGAACAACGUCCCAUACCAGAGCCUGGAGCUGAAGAGGUUUUACUUCAGAUGCACUCAGUGGGGAUCUGCGGCUCUGACGUGCAUUACUGGCAGCAUGGACGGAUUGGGGACUUUGUUCUUCAGAAGCCGAUGGUCCUGGGCCAUGAGGCAGCAGGGCAAGUGGUCAAAGUAGGAUCUGCAGUCAUUCACCUCAAACCAGGUGACAGAGUGGCUAUUGAGCCUGGAGUCCCCCGUGAAAUGGAUGAGUAUCUCAAAUCUGGCCGAUACAACCUAUCGCCCACUGUGUUCUUCUGUGCCACACCACCUGAUGACGGGAACCUCUGCAGAUACUACAAACAUAACGCCAACUUCUGCUACAAACUUCCUGAUAAUGUGAGUUAUGAGGAAGGGGCUCUGGUUGAGCCGCUCUCAGUGGGGAUUCACGCAUGCAGGAGAGCUGGCGUUACUCUGGGCAGCUCUGUGUUCAUCUGUGGAGCAGGACCGAUCGGACUGGUCACUCUGUUGGUAGCUAAAGCCAUGGGAGCCUCUCAAGUGCUUAUAAGCGACCUUUCUGCUGAUCGGUUGGCCAAGGCUAAAGAGUUAGGAGCCGACUUUGUUCUUCCUGUUAAGAGAGACGAUAUACCACAGGAAAUGGCCAAACGUGUGGAUGGCAUGUUGGGGGGCAUGCCUCACAUCACCAUUGAGUGUAGUGGUGCCGAGAGCAGCAUCCAAACAGCAAUCUAUGCCACGCGCCCUGGAGGUGUAGUCGUUUUGGUUGGACUUGGUAAUGAAAUGAUCACAGUUCCUCUCGUUACUGCUGCGAUCAGAGAAGUGGACAUCCGAGGUGUGUUCCGGUACUGCAACACGUGGCCUAUGGCUAUUUCUAUGCUGGCCUCUAAACGUGUGAAUGUAAAGCCACUGGUCACACACCGCUUUCCACUGGAGCAAGCUGUGCAAGCAUUUGAGACGACUCGACAGGGCAUUGGGAUCAAAGUCAUGCUGAAAUGUGACAAGAAUGACCAGAACCCAUGAGAAAAGGAGAGCUAAUUAUUACUCUGUCCAUCAGUAAAGCAAUUUAAUCUACAACCCCAAAUCAGACUUGUAUUGUAGUCAAAACAAAACAGUACAUCAUUUCUUUUUUUUUUUUUUUACCUCAUUAAUUUUAUUUUUUCAAAAUAAACACAUCUCAAUUUUGAUUCUUGCAACACAUUUCAAAAAAAGGUGGGAUAGUAAGACUUUAUAAUGUUACCACUUUAUAAUGUUGCCAUUCCUUCUCACAGCACUUAAAAGAUGUUUAGGGACUGAAGACACUAAGUAAUGAAGUGUUUCAGGUGUUAUUUUGUCCCAUUCUUCCUGCAAACAGGUCUUAAGGUGUGCAACAGGACGGGGCCAUCACUGUCAUGUUUUUCAUUUCAAAAUUCCCCACACAUUCUCUAUUGGGGACAGAGGGGACAGGCACCCUCUUCUUCCACAGCCAUGCCUUUGUAAUGUGUACAGAAUGUGGUUUUGCAUUGUUUUGUUAAAAUAUCCCUGGAAAAGAUGUCGUCUUGAAGGCAGUACAUGUUGCUCCAAAAACUCAAUGUACAUUCAUGCAUUAAUGCUGCUAUGACAGAAGUUACCUUUGCCAAGUUCACUGACACAACCCUAUACCAUGACAGAUCCUGGCUUUUGGACUUGUUGCUGGUGUCAGACAGGAUGGUCCUUUUUGUCUUUGGUCCGGAGCACACAGCAUCCAUUUCUUCCAAAAAAGACCUAGAACACUUAUUCAUCUGACCACAAUACACAUUUCCACUGUGAUGGUCCAUCCCAGAUAGCGUCCGAGCUCAGAGAAGUUGACAGUGCUUCUGGACACGGUUAACAUAAGGCUUCCUUUUUACACAGUAAGGUUUAACUGGCAUUUGUGGAUGUCAUGCUCCGCCCCAGACAUCCACUCUGGAGAUUACAGAUCUCUCACGCCAGCACCGAUCCGGAUCUGGGACGGAAAUUCCAUCCCACUUGAACUCACUUCCUGGUUUUCACCGCUGCUUAUUUAAAGGCUGUUCUCAGACUCUGACUUUGUCAGAACGUCUCGUUUGUUUUCUCUAGCCGUUUCUGUGCCGUUCAUGCUUUUCAUGGGUUUUCCUUCUCGCUAUUUUUCUAGUUCAUGUUUUUUGCACCAAGUUUUUUUUUUCUUGUUCAUGGUUUUUUGCUUUAAUGUUUUUGUCUUUACCUGUCUCGUGUUUUUGUCAGGUUUUUGUCUCUUGUUACCCGGACUAUUUUUUGCCAUUUGUGUUUUUGUCCUGUUUUGCUACCUUUUUGCCAUGCCCUUUUUUUCCCUGGAUUAAAUCACCUUAUUUAUUGGAUUACUGUCUGUGCAUUUUUCUGCUUCUGGAUCCAAACUUCACCUCCACCACCCAUAACCGUACGUUCUGGCCAACAUGGAUCCAGCGGAAUUCGCCCAUCUGAGAACGGCCGUCCAGCAACAAGACCUACAGCAAAUUACCCAGAACCUCGCCACCCUGUCCGACUCACUCAACCUCCUCCUCACCACGCAGAUUCAGCACUUUCAAGCCGUGCCUACCCCUGCCCAGCCGUCUCCGACUUCAGCUCCUGCCACCGCCUUUCUCCACAAACUCAGACUUCCAGCACCUCAGCCCUACGAUGGAGAACCAGAUACUUUCAGAUCAUUUCUGUCUCAAUGCUCUUUGAUCUUAGCGCUGCAACCUCUGGCCUUCUACACAGAACGCUCCUGGGUAGCAUAUGCCAUCACGCUCCUCACCAGCAAGGCCAGAGAGUGGGGAACAGCGGUCUGGGACGCCGAUGCACCCUUUUGUUCCAGUCUCAAGGAUUUCUUCUAGGAGAUGAGGCAAACUUUGGACUGUUCUCUGUCCGGCCGGGAGGCGACUAGAGGGCUCAUGGAGCUGCGGCAGGGGUCCUGGUCUACCUCGGACUAUGCCAUCAAGUUUUGGAUGUUGGCGACAUCGUGCAGUUGGAACGAGAGCGCCCAGAUUGAUGUGUUCCUGCAUGGUCUGUCCGACGCCAUUAAGGACGAAUUGGUAUCAUAGGAACUGCCGUUGAACCUCUCCAGCCUCAUGGAUCUCGCCAACCGCAUCGACGCCAGGGUCCAGCAACGGAGGAGAGAGAAGAACCGCCCCAGCUUCACCUCCUCUCCACCUCCCGCCACGUCUGUUGAACCCAUGCAGGUAGACCGGGUUCGGGUGUCAGUGGAGGAAUGACAUCACCGGUGGACCACGGGGGCCUGCUUCUACUGCGGUCAUCUGGUACACAUCUGCCAAGCCUGCCUGCUAAAAGGACAAGCCCACCAGUUGAAUCGAGGGGCCCGGGUGGGCAACGCUCGGAACCAGUUCCCUGCUAAUCAUCCAUUACUCCCUGUGUCAUCAUUAUCCAUGACAACCAGCAUCACCACCUCCAGGCCCUUGUCGACUCAGGGGAGGACAGGAACCUGAUCUGCUCCGCCACUGCCAAGCGUCUGGGAAUCCCACUACUCACUCUCGACGUCCCUCUCACUGUCCUGACACUCAAUGGCACCAGCUUGACCACCAUCAUCCACCUUACCGCCCCACUCACCCUGAGGAUUUCCGGUAACCACUCAGAAACCAUCCAGCUUCAUGUCAUGAACGACCCCCAUGUAUCCAUUGUUCUCGGAUUACCAUGGUUAACGCAGCACAACCCCCACCUAAACUGGGCUGGCAACACCAUCCUAGGCUGGAGCCAGUUUUGCCUAGCUUCCUGUCUGAAUUCCGCUCUGCCUCCCAUCAAACCACUGCAGCCUUCAGCCAGUGAGUUCCCCGACCUCUCUCACGUGCCUCCGGAAUAUCUGGACCUUAAACUUGUCUUCAGCAAGACCCGAGCAGUAUCCCUCCCUCCUCACAGACCCUAUGAUUGUGGACUCGACCUCCUACCCGGGACAGCGCCACCCAAGAGACGACUCUACUCUCUCCCAUUGAAAGGCAAGCCAUGGAGAAAUACAUCUCUGAAUCUUUGGCAGCUGGGAUCAUCCGCCCUUCCUCCUCCCCAGCAGGGGUGGGAUUCUUCUUCAUGGAAAAGAAGGACAAGUUGCUCCGCCCCUGCAUUAUCAGGGUCUCAAUGCCAUCAUGGUCAAGAACCGCUACCCACUACCGCUCAUGACCACGGCCUUCGAACUACUCCAGGGAGCCAAGUUAGAUCUACGCAAUGCAUACCAUCUUGUUAGGAUCAGAGAGGGAAUGAGUGGAAGACGGCCUUUAACACCACCACUGGUCACUACGAGUACCUCGUGGUCUUUUUUGGCCUGACCAACGCGCCCGCAGUCUUCCAGGCACUCGUUAACGAUGUCUUAAGGGACUUCCUAAACAUCUUCAUUUUCGUAUACCUGGAUGACAUCCUGAUCUUCUCUCGCUCCCUGGAGGAACACCAGGGUCACGUCUGGCAGGUCCUCCAGCACCUGCUAGAGAACAAACUGUUCGUCAAGGCGGAGAAGAGUGAAUUUCACCAGAACUCUGUCUCGUUUCUGGGAUUCAUCAUCUCCCCGGCAAGGAUCCAGAUGGAUCUGCUCAAGCUUGAGGCAGUCGCUGAUUGGCCCACCCCAUCCUCAUGACGAGAGCUCCAGCGUUUCCUGGGGUUCAGCAAUUUCUACAGGCGCUUCAUCCAUGACUUCAGCACGGUGGCCGGACCUCUCACGGCGUUGACCUCGAUCAGGAGCCCAUUCAAGUGGGGGGAGGAAGCAGAGAAAGCCUUCUCCAUGCUCAAGCACAAGUUCAUCACAGCACCCAUUCUCACCAUACCCAAUCUGGCUAAACAGUUCAUUGUGGAGGUCGACGCUUCCGAGUCAGGGGUCGGCGCCAUCUUCUCCCAGAGGGCCAGUGAUGACAAGGUCCACCCCUGCUCCUUCUUCUCUCGCUGGCUGUCCCCUGCUGAACAAAACUAUGGCAUCGGCGACAGAGAGCUGUUGGCCAUCAAGCUCGCCUUGGAGGAGUGGAGGCACUGGCCUGAGGGAUCGGAUCUCCCCUUCCUUGUCUGGACUGACCACAAGAAUUUAGAAUACCUCAAGUCCGCCAAAUGUCUCAAUUCACGGCAAGCCCGAUGAUCUCUCUUCUUCUCCCGUUUCUGUUUCACGCUCUCCUACCGCCCAGGCUCCAAGAACGGCAAACCCGACACCCUGUCCAGAAUAUUCUCUUUCCGCCAGGAGGAGUCUAGAACACCUGAAACCAUCCUCCCUCCACGUUGUCUGGUGGGAGCCGCCCUACUUGAAGUAGAGAGGUUAGUGCAGAAGACCCUAGAGCAGGACCCCGGAGAAGGUAACUCAAGCAACACACCCCUUAACCAUCUGUUUGUUCCCUGUUCUGUGCGAACCCAGGUGCUGCAGUGGGGUCAUGGCUCCAAGUUGGCCUGUCACACGGGAGCUGCUCGAACCCUGGCACUUUAUCCAACAACGCUUCUGGUGGCCAUCCAUCAAGGAAGACAUCCAGGUGUUCGUGGCAGCCUGCGACACAUGUGCCCAGAACAAGACAGCUAAUCGACCCCCUGCCGGCUUGCUAAGACCCUUCCUGACUCCUCAUCGACCCUGGUCUCACAUCACCCUGGACUUCGUCACAGGACUCCUCAACUAAGGCGGCAACACAUGCAUCCUCACAGUUAUCGACUGGUUUUCCAAGUCAGUCCAUUUCAUCCCUCUGCCCAAGCUUCCCACAGCUAAAGAAACCGCCAAAUUACUCAUCCUCCAUAUUUUCCGCAUACACGGACUCCCCACUGACAUUGUCUCCGACCGGGGUCCUCAAUUCACCGCGCAGUUCUGGAGGGCCUUCUGCAAACUCAUUGGGGCCUCCUGUAGUCUCUCCUCAGGUUUCCAUCCCCAAACCAACAGCCAGGUGGAACAGGCGAAUCAAGAUUUGGAGGUGGCACUCGGGUGUAUGGCGUCCAGGGAUGCCGGUUCUUGGAGUAAGUACUUACCUUGGGUCGAAUGCACUCAUAACACUCUUCCUCCAUCUGCCACAGGUCUCUCACACUUCCAGUGUUCCCUAGGUUACCAACCACCACUCUUCCCCAACCAAGAGGAGGUUGUCACCGUACCCUCAGCCCAGAUCUUCAUACGCCGCUGCAGGAGGACGUGGGCAUUGGCCCGGAGAAGACUCAUUCACUCCGCCCUAGCAUCCAAGAGGCAGGCCGACAAAUGCCGCUCUAAGGCACCCACCUACCGGGUGGGGCAACAAGUCAUGCUCUCCACAUGCCAUCUGCCACUCAGAACCGUCUCUCGCAAGCUGGAUCCCAGGUACCUAGGACCUUUCCUCAUCAGUAAGGUAAUCAAUCCAUGUUCCGUUAGACUGGCACUACCACUCACCAUGCGACGCAUCCACCCUACAUUCUACGUGUCACAGCUUAAACCUCUGGUCUCUAGCUCUUUGUACAUUUCAAUAAUUUUUUCAUGCAUUUGUUGACAAACUGGAGAUCCUCGGCCCAUCUUUACUCCUCGAAGACUAGGCCUUUCCUGGAUAUCCUAUAUGUACCAAAUCAUGAUUACAAUCAUCUGUUGACAUCACCUGUUUCAAAUCACAUCAUUAUUUAAUUGUUUUACAUCCGUACUAGCCCUAAAUUGCCCUGUCCCAACUUUUUUUUUUAAAUGGAAUGUGUUGCAGGCCUGAAUUGCAUGAAUGGAUGUAUAUUAACAAAUGAAAUGACGCUGACCAGACAAAACAUGAAAUAUCUUCGAUUCAUACUGUCUGCAAUGAAAUACAAGUCAAAAUAAAUUUAGAAUUCACUGCUUUCUUUUUUUAUUUACAUUUUACAUACCAUCCCAACUUUUUCUGAUUUCAGUUUGUAAUCUAAUUUUUAAUUUUAGAAUCAUUACUUCCUAAGCAGUCAUGUAUUUCAUGAAUUUGAUGCAAAACCAUAAACAUACCUUAUUACAAGACUUUAUUGAAUACUUGAUUCCGAUUGGUCAGUUACAUUAUUCUAUGGUCUGUUAUUUGUUUAUAACAGAUUGUUGUUAUUGACCAUGUCAUUAGCGGAAGCAGUAAAAUGAUUUUUAAAUAAAUUUUUAAAAAUUUCUAAAUCAAUAUUUUGUCAGUUAUUGUUUUCGUUAGUAUGUAACCAUGUAAUAAGUGAGAUAAUAUGCAGCGAGCCCAUCAUCAUCACGAAAUAAACCCUUUCAGGGUGAUCAUUCUGCUGUGGAUCGGGGUCCUGCAUCAACCUGGUGGAGUUUAAUGUGCGAUAAUGAUGACUGUACGUUAUCCCUUAUGUAAUGGCUAUCUUGGACAAAUUAAAUGUUAUUUUUAUAAGA
This is a messenger RNA of Neoarius graeffei (lesser salmon catfish), 7354 nucleotides long. RefSeq names its product sorbitol dehydrogenase (gene sord). Gene Ontology annotation, biological process: D-sorbitol catabolic process. Lineage: Eukaryota; Metazoa; Chordata; Actinopteri; Siluriformes; Ariidae. The record is from RefSeq and is a predicted model, not a curated record. Bases 67 to 1131 code for a protein of 354 amino acids. Gene Ontology annotation, molecular function: zinc ion binding; L-iditol 2-dehydrogenase (NAD+) activity. The transcript is spliced from 9 exons.